UACUUUCACUCUUGGUUCUAAAGCUCCUUCGUUUCUUUCUCCCUUUCUCCCUCCGUUUCUUUCAUUCACAGAAACUCAGCCAAAAAACCCUAGCACUGUAAGCCUACACCACCGCCGCCGCAAGGAGUGGCAUACUGCCGCCGUCCGUCCGUCUAUCUAGCUUCCCUCCUGCUCCAAGUCUUCAACUCCCGUUCGCUGUCACCGAUCGCAGCUGCUUCCUCGAGCUCGGCGUCCGUCGUCUUUGUCUGCUCAGCGGCGCUUCCGCCGCCGUUGGUUGCCGUUAACGUUCGCGUCUUCAUUUAGCCGUCGUCUUCGUUCGCGUUCUUCGCCGUUCAAGUUUGCUCGGCGUUCACCGCUUCGCGUUCACUCGCCGUUCACCGUUCGGGUUCGCGUUCGUCUGGAAGCCACGUUGCCCUGCUUCAAACUCUGCGACCAACCCGUGCGCUCCACCUAGCCGUCGAACUGCUCUCUUUUGUCGCCGCCUUUUGUGCUUAAUCGGGAUAUGAUUUCCUUGGAACCAAACAUAGUCUCUGGUGAAUUAUCCCGCGCUUAUUCGAAGACAGGAACUACCACAACCCCCCGGUGGUGGCACAACCACAGCACAGCACCGCACCAGCACACACAUCAUGGAACCCAUCAUCCUUUCUGACGAAGAUGACCCUUCAACGCCGUUUCCGGUCCAAUCCAAGAAACGCCGAACUGAACCGGCACCUAACCAGACCAUUUUCCUCGUCGAUGACGACCCGACCCCACAGAAACCCCGGCUGCAACACGGUGCACAUUCUUCGUCUACACCUUCGUUCGUCGCUGAGACUCCGAUGUCCCUGCAAUUCGAUUCUGAAGUGGCGAUCGUGAAAUGCAUUCCAACGUCUCAUUCCGAUCCUAAUGUUAGGGUUUCCACUUGCCUGCCCAAUAACCUCUCCGGAAUUAGUCAAAUGAUAUGUUUGGAAUCAGAUAACGAGUCGGAAAAUUCUGCUCUGCGCGAUUGUGACGAGAAUGAAACAAGGGGCCCCGCAUUGGAUCUUCCUGGUUCAGGAGGUUCAAGAUGGACUUCAAAUUUGAUUGGAUCUGGAAGUUCUCCUGAGAGACAUUCAUUGGAAACUAUGGAGAUGCACAUAUCAAGUGGAAAUGAUACUCAAACUGAAAACUCUUGGGACAAUCCUUCAAAUCCAACAUCUUCUCAAUUGGAGGAGAAUGUCCAAAAGAAGAAAAGAUCCAAUAUUUCUGCAAAGAACACUGGCAAAGCAACAGGAAGAACAAAGAUGACAAAAGAGGAAAGAAGUCGCUUGAUGGAGGAAAAGAAACUACAAAAGGAACAAGAGAAGUUAAGAAAAGCAGCACUUAAAGCUGAAGCUGCAGAACUUAAAAAAAUGGAGAAAGAAAAGCAGAAGUGGGAAAAAGGGAAGUUUGCCACAAAUUCCAUUGUAGCAGAAAUUGACACGAUGGUAGUUGAAUCAGGAUCAAUUGGAGGACAUCUGCUUACUAGAUUUUCUGAAAAAGGGCUUAAAUACCAGAUUACAUCAAAUCCCAUCAAAGGGUCAAUUUUAUGGCAUAUGGAAGUUCCAGAACAACUUUCACAGCAUUCAACUAAAAGAAUUGAGAUUUCAUAUGUGUUACUGGUUUAUGAAGCUGACAAAUUUUGUAACCUCAUCACAAAUGAUUCUCUUUGGGGUCAUCUCUCUAGCAUUCAAAGUCAUUAUCCAUCCUAUACAGUUUGUUAUCUCACCAAUAGAUUGAUGGCUUACAUUAAUAAAAGGGAACAGGAAAAGUACAAGAAUCCUGAUAAAUAUAGCAGUUGGAGGCGUCCGCCUGUUGAGGAGGUGCUUGCAAAAUUAGCAACUCAUUUCACCAAAGUUCAUUCCAGGCAGUGUGUGGAUGAGGCUGAACUGGCUGAACAUGUUGCUGGUUUGACAACCAGCCUGGCAUCUUGUCAAUUUAGAAAGAAGUUAACUCGAUUAUCUGUGAGUGCAAAUGGAGCCCUUGUUCCAAAGGACAGUGUUGAUCGUAAUUUAAUAAAGAAAUCGUUGUGGUUAAAAGCUUUGGUUGCUAUCCCCAAGGUUCAGCCUCGAUUUGCUAUUGCUAUUUGGAAGAAAUACCCAACCAUGAAGUCCUUGUUAAGCGUUUAUAUGGAUCCAAGCAAAUCGGAGCAUGAGAAGGAAUUUUUACUUAAAGACCUGACAGUAGAAAAUCUGGUUGGCGGCGAGAGAAGAUUAGGUGAGGUUUGUUCAAAGAGAGUGUAUAGAAUUCUAAUGGCGCAAAGCGGAAGCAUUCGAACCGACGACAUUGAGGAUGGUGCUGAUUUCUUUGCGCGUCAAUCAUAAAACGCAAUAGAGCUUUCUAAUCUUUUUGGGUCGGAAUAUGUAAUCCCUAUUUAAGAAAGGGUAUCAACAUGGAAAUGCUUUCUGUCAUUUUUAAAUGAAUUGUGUCAAGUGUACAUAAUAGGACUUGGUUUGGACUCAAUUUAAACUAGCAUUUUAAUUUUGCAGUUGUUAGAGCAA
Arachis ipaensis is the source of this 2498-nucleotide messenger RNA. Lineage: Eukaryota; Viridiplantae; Streptophyta; Magnoliopsida; Fabales; Fabaceae. The record is from RefSeq and is a predicted model, not a curated record.